AUUUGGAGUUUCGCAUCACAACCCAGCAAAGGGCAAAAGCGCAGCAGCAGCAUCAGCAUCAGCUUCAGCUUCGUGUGAAAAACCAACAAACUUUGAAACCUUCCUUCGAUUUGACUCGCUCUUCCUUCCCAAUCCCUUCGUCUUCCCUAUAAAUUCAACCUUCUUCUCCAUUUUCUUCUCAACUCUGCAUUUCCCUCUCCUCCCCCAAUCUUUCAGGUUGUGAUUUUGCUUGAUUUCUGCUUCUGGUUUAGUCAUGAGCACCGAGGAGAAUGCCAACGGUGAGAAGAAUCGAGUUCCGAGGUUAAACGAAAGGAUCCUUUCGUCUCUAUCGAGAAGAUCGGUUGCUGCACAUCCAUGGCAUGAUCUUGAGAUUGGACCUGAUGCUCCCAAGAUUUUCAAUUGUGUUGUUGAGAUUACGAAGGGAAGCAAAGUUAAAUAUGAACUUGACAAGAAGACAGGGCUGAUCAAGGUUGACCGUAUUCUGUAUUCAUCAGUGGUCUACCCUCAUAAUUAUGGCUUCAUUCCCCGCACACUGUGUGAAGACAAUGAUCCAAUGGACGUUCUAGUUCUAAUGCAGGAACCAGUUCUUCCCGGUUGUUUUCUCCGAGCCAAGGCCAUCGGACUGAUGCCCAUGAUUGACCAGGGAGAGAAGGAUGAUAAGAUCAUUGCAGUUUGUGCUGAUGAUCCGGAAUACAAGCAUUACACUGACAUCAAAGAGCUUCCCCCUCACCGUCUCUCUGAGAUUCGCCGCUUCUUCGAAGACUAUAAAAAGAACGAAAACAAGGAGGUGGCGGUCAACGAAUUCUUACCUUCAGGCGUUGCUCAUGAGGCCAUUCAGUACUCAAUGGAUCUUUAUGCUGAGUACAUUCUGCAUACUCUUAGGCGGUAGACCGAUGCAAUUUAUCCCGCCGAGCACCUUAAUAAAAGGCGGUCGUAACAUCGAUAAUAUUUCCAACAUACAUGUUAUGUUUUACUGAAAUAUGGGACUGUUAUAUUCUGUUUGUCUUAGAUUAAUCCCAUGUCAAGGCCCGAGCUGUUUAGUUUUUGUUUUCCUUCAUGAAUUUCUUAUCACUACAUUGAAUGAGUACUCAACAUUCUCUUAACAAUUUUCAAUUAAGAAAUACUAUCGAAAAUGGUUAUUUAUUCA
Molecule: messenger RNA, 1147 nt
Organism: Momordica charantia (bitter melon)
Lineage: Eukaryota; Viridiplantae; Streptophyta; Magnoliopsida; Cucurbitales; Cucurbitaceae
Product: soluble inorganic pyrophosphatase 1
Biological process (GO): phosphate-containing compound metabolic process
Cellular component (GO): cytoplasm
Molecular function (GO): inorganic diphosphate phosphatase activity; magnesium ion binding
Source: RefSeq, a predicted model, not a curated record